This is a messenger RNA of Jatropha curcas, 1731 nucleotides long. RefSeq names its product RING/U-box superfamily protein. Lineage: Eukaryota; Viridiplantae; Streptophyta; Magnoliopsida; Malpighiales; Euphorbiaceae. The record is from RefSeq and is a predicted model, not a curated record. Gene Ontology annotation, molecular function: ubiquitin protein ligase activity. Gene Ontology annotation, biological process: protein ubiquitination; regulation of cell adhesion.
CUUAUACGCGCGAAGGCGGAGCAAGUAAAGACGCCGUUUGGGAUAAAGAAUUUAAAGCGGUCGGCCGUAAAUAAACGCCCUGAAGUCGCCGGCACCCAUAACGCGUCGUUUUCAACUCUGUGCUGGGAUCUUCCGGUGGCAGUUUUCCAUAAGCAGUGUCCACGAAGCCGUCGUUACUCCCUCACAGCCCCUCCUAAGAGUGAAGGAAGACGGGAUAGUUAGAGGUGAACAAUGUUAAUUCGGCUGAACAAGCCUUCCUCGGAAAGCGGCGGAGGUGUGGUGAAGCCCUUGCCAGUGGAUAGUGUCACUGUUGCAUGUCCUGACCACCUUGUCCUUGCUGAUCUCCCUGUAGCUAAGGGCAUUGGAGCUGCCACUGUUGCUACUGUUGUCAAGACUGUGGGUCGCAGGUCCAGACGCCAGCUCGGUGAACGAGUCCAUUUUUGUGUUCGAUGUGAUUUCCCAAUCGCCAUAUACGGACGCCUGAGCCCCUGCGAGCAUGCCUUCUGUCUUGAUUGUGCUAGAAGUGAUUCAAUCUGCUACCUUUGUGAUGAACGUAUCCAGAAGAUUCAAACAAUCAAAAUGAUGGAGGGAAUCUUUAUCUGUGCAGCCCCUCACUGUCUCAAAUCUUUCUUGAAGAGGGCUGAGUUUGAAUCUCAUAUCCAUGAGAACCAUUCUGACCUUCUACAGCCAAAUUCUGAAAAGGAGAAUGGUAAUGAAUCAGAUGUCCAAAGUUCCAAACAACAUUCAACUUCAGUUUCCACUGUUCGAGCUCCUGCAAGGCCAGUCAUACCUGGUUCAAAUUCUCAGUUUCUUGAUUCUGAAGACAAAGCUCGUAAGCAGCAACCUAGAGAACAAUCGCUUUCUAGGCCAAUGAUGCAACCAAGACCUUUUUUCGGUCAAGCUCAAAAUUACCCAUCAGAAUCCCAGCCAGACAACAACCGCCCUCCAGGCUUUGACCGGCCAGGCUUACAAAAUCAUUUCCAACAAAGCAUGUCAGGUGGCACACAGCAAGAAUCCAACCAGUUUCCAGACAAGCAGCAAGGUAUUUUAUCUGAGGGCCCAAUACCUGAAUACCCACAUAUGCAUCCUAUGCAACCACCCAAUUUUGUUGUACCAAUGAAUUCAAAUCAACUAAUUACUCCUCAAUAUGGGAUUCCACCUUUCCAACCUGAGGGAGGUCAGCCAUUUUUCAGUGCACCCUAUGAGAUGGGACAGAUGGCUAGGCCAGAUUCAACCCCAGAAGUUGGAGCAGAACAAGGAUCUUUGUUGGGUUUCCCACCAGGUCCAGCUGGUGUGAAUUUCAUGGCAAAUUAUCCCCAGCCCUGGAACACUGGACCAAUGCCUGGAGGUCAAGGAGUUCCAGAUGCUUUUGCAAACCUGUCAGAUUCUCGAGGAAAUGCUGCAUUUUAUCAGGGGGAUUACGGACGGAAUCCAGGAGUUAUGCAGAUUCCUCCAUCUGCCAACAAGGGCAUGGAAACUGUGCAGGGUGGUAAUGCCAUGGAUACCAGGGACGGCAAAGGUAUAUUGGCACCACAGCCAUAUGGACAUCCAGCGCCACCUCCACCUCCCUUACCUCACUCGUCACAGCCUACACGAGGUAAAUACUACUCUGGUGAUAUGGGUCAUGAUGGACAAGGAUUUGGAUGGCAGCAUGAGAAUCGUGAUGGCUUUGGAAGCAGCCAGGAAUAGAAGCUGCUGUUUUUUUUUUUUUUUUUUUUUUUUUUUUUUCGG